GCCUCUGAAGACUUCCACAUGGCAGCUGGCACAGGACCAAGAUACACAAGUUAUCACAGUUGAUCAAAAAUUGGACAUUACCCCUCUAACUGGUGUUCCAGAGGAACAUAUUAAAACACGAAAAGCUUAUAUUUUUGUUCCGGCCCGUAAUGCCAUGCAAGCUGGUGUUAAUAACACGAAAAAAUGGAAAAUGGAAUUUGAUACAAGGGAGCGCUGGGAAAACCCACUGAUGGGUUGGGCAUCUUCAGCGGAUCCUCUGUCCAAUAUGCAACUAACCUUCUCUACAAAAGAAGAUGCUAUUGCAUUUGCUGAAAAAAAUGGCUGGAGCUAUGAUGUUCAAGAGGAGAGGAUUCCAAAACCUAAAUCCAAGUCUUAUGGCGCAAACUUUUCUUGGAACAAAAGAACAAGGGUGUCCACAAAAUAGGUUGGCAUUGGUUGUCUCUGCAUCUGACUGCGAAUAAAGUCAGCUGUGCUGUAUUUAUAGUCCAUGUAUAAUACGUCUCUUAAUCUCCUAAUAAAUUUGACCUUUAAACUGCUCA
Molecule: messenger RNA, 539 nt
Organism: Thamnophis sirtalis
Lineage: Eukaryota; Metazoa; Chordata; Lepidosauria; Squamata; Natricidae
Source: RefSeq, a predicted model, not a curated record